GGAAGCGCGUGCUCGAGGGCCGCGCGGGCGGUCACGUGGCCGGCGGGGGGCGCGGCGGGAAGGGCCGCGCGGCGCGAUGUUGCAGCUGCUGGAGAAGCUUCCGCCGGGACGGGCCCUGGAGUAUACUGACUGCACUCAGGAAGCAUUGUUCCUUUAUACAAUAGUUGAUGGCAUAUGUGGCCGUGCAUACCCUCGAUACCAGGAUUAUGGCAGUGUUUGGAGCUUGGCAGAGUGGAUGGAGGUUUUAGAAGAAACAGUGACGUAUUUCAAAACUUCAGUUGGCAAAAACAUAUCUGAUGAAGAGGCUGCUCAGCAGAUACAUGAGUUAAAUUCGAGCUAUCAAGAAGCAAUCACAAAAUGUCUAAAAGGCAGAAAGGAGGAAAUCAGGAAUGCACUAGUGGAAAGAGUGAAUGCAAUCUCUUCUGCCCAGCUGCAGGAUUUUGACUGGCAGUUAAAGCUUGCUCUCUCCAGUGAUAAGAUCUCUAUGCUGCAAAUGCCACUUCUCAAUCUUGAUUUGGAUGUGAGAGAAAAUGGUGAAAUUAAACCAAUUUCUAUAGAGAUGAAUAAGGAAGAGUUGCAGAACCUAAUAAAUGCACUGGAAGCCGCUAACAAGGUGGUUUUGCAGCUGAAAUGAUGGAAUUCAGAGCAUUGACAGAGUCUGUUGGCAGUGGCUCCCCAGUGGACUUGGAAAAAAAGAAAGUUCUCUGCAAAGCCGAGAGUUACUGACGCUGUAAAAUACUGAAGUGAGAAGGCUGUUCUGACUCAUGACCAAAAAAAUUAUCCAUCCUUUGAUGAAACUAAAACCUUUUAUCUGUUUGACCAAAAUUACAAAAGUCCACUGUAUGGUUGCUUUUAAUACUAAAGAUUUCUAGAACUACGGAAAAGUAUUGCUCACGAUGUGUGCCAUAUUUGUUUUGGGUAAACUUGAGCAGUGCCUGCACAAGUGCCUUGUAAAGCUAUGGUGUCUUGCUUGCAUGAUCUGUUGUCCUUAUCUAAGGUGCCAUGAUAAUGAAGAACGCAACAGAACACUUGUAGCAUUCAUGUAUUUAUACUUGUAAAUAAACACUUGAUUUUGUGUGUUAAUAAUCACA
Colius striatus (speckled mousebird) is the source of this 1091-nucleotide messenger RNA. RefSeq names its product COMM domain containing 8 (gene COMMD8). The transcript is spliced from 6 exons. The record is from RefSeq and is a predicted model, not a curated record. Bases 77 to 634 code for a protein of 185 amino acids. Lineage: Eukaryota; Metazoa; Chordata; Aves; Coliiformes; Coliidae.